Molecule: messenger RNA, 930 nt
Organism: Durusdinium trenchii
Lineage: Eukaryota; Dinophyceae; Suessiales; Symbiodiniaceae
Source: the annotation of a GenBank genome assembly
AUGGCAGCCCCAAAGGACAGGAGCUGGUCGAGCUGCUCGCGAGGAGCCAGAGAAGUGGGUACAAUGAGCUCUAUGAGGCAUUUGCAGAUGGCACUGGCUCGUCUUCAGGCUUUAUUGGAGGCCAUGCCAAAGGACCUUCGGCGUAAAGAGAUCGAAGGUCUUUCGAAGGAGCUCCGCGCCGAGCUCGCAGCCUUCAUGGAGGCACGUGAACAGCGCAGUCUCUGCAGCACGUUCCGUCCUCCCAAGGUGCGCCUUUCUCACGCCACAGGAAAUAUUUGGUCCUUUAAGAGCACCACACGCUCUUUCCACCGGGCCCGCUGCCAGAUCGGCGGCGUGCUGAUCCGCUCGGGCACGGUGCGGCGGCGUGACGAGGCGGAAGACUUGCUGGUUCACCUGCGGCACGCACAUGCGCUGAGCGGGAACCUGGAAGAGAGGCUUUUGGCCGCUACAGAGGCCCUCUCUGCGCUGGGCAAAUCCGUGACCUUUGCCGUGACCUUGGACGCUCGUCGCUGGGUGGGGCAAACCUUGGAAUCUCCCAGUUCUCGGUGCCUCUCCGAGACCCUCCAUUGGAGGCGCCAAGCAGAGGCCGCAGAGGCCGCAGGCUGGCCAAGCAUCCGGCAGCUUUGGAUGGAUUGGCAACGCCUGGAGAGGCCGAGGCAGUUUCAGCAUCGUGUCCGCAGUGCGGAGACCGUGCAACGCUUGGCGCGGCGCGGGGAUGCGGCGGAGACCCGGAAGCGGCUCCGCCAGGAAGCGGCUGGACGGCGUUUGGAGAGGUCUUACCUCUGGGCAAAGAAGCGCGCAGAGCGGCUGCUGGAGCGUGCGAUGGAACCAAGGCGCGAAGAACGCGGUGGCCGCACAAGGCGAGGGGAUCGUGAGAGUCAUGUGCGCUUGCGGCUGGAACUGGAGCAGAAGGAUUCGGACUUUCUUUGA